Messenger RNA from Dicentrarchus labrax (European seabass), 3625 nucleotides. RefSeq lists its product as uncharacterized. Gene Ontology annotation, molecular function: protein binding. The coding region runs from base 16 to 2793 and encodes 925 amino acids. Lineage: Eukaryota; Metazoa; Chordata; Actinopteri; Moronidae. The record is from RefSeq and is a predicted model, not a curated record. The transcript is spliced from 16 exons.
UAUAGUCAGGCAGCUAUGGCAAGUACAAAUGCAGGGAAUCAGCGGCCUCGCCGGCACAUAUGGAGAAAGAGCACUCAGCGUCUUUCACACAGGCUGUUCUGCUGCUCAUGCUUGCGGGGUGAGGAGAAGGAUUCUCUGCAGGAGCAGGAAAGGAAGAUUAAUGGGGGCCCUCAGCAUCCACACUUGGAUCAACGGGGAUCAGGUGAGAAGGAGGCUAUCCAGAUUACAGUGGAAGAUCUGGGGAUAGUUAACAGCAGCUUCAGCCUGCUCGAGGAGGAACCCCUGACCCCAAGGAACAGCAUGGCCCGCUCAGCCAGCUCUGUGUCUGCCUGCCAAAGGGCUCUGAAAAAGAAACGGCUGAAGCCUCUGUCUUCACUCCCCAUACAACCCCAAGUCAAUCUGGCCAUCAUUUGUACCAGUGGAGAGGAGGAAGAAGAAGAGGAGGAAGACCCGUUGCUGUUUGAGAGUGGCACUAAUAGCACGGCAGCUUCUGGGAGCCUCCUGACACCACCUGUCAUUAAUCUGAUCCCACCCACGCCAUCUGACAUAGCUGAUGAUGAUCAGUUCUUUGACAUUAAUUCAGAGGAGAGUGUGGCACAUACAUCUGGCAGUGAUGGUAGCUUUGCUGCUGGUGACCAAGAGAGUUAUGAGGAAAAGAUGGAGAGUGUGGAGUCAGAGGAGUCCACGGACAAAUUCACACUGGCUCAGAAUAAGGUCAGUGAUGCUGAUGGUACAGCUGAACCUGAAGAGGGCCUAAGUGAUCGGUUUGGAAAAGAAAGAGAGGCUGUGCCAACCAAGGAAUGGGAUAAAGAGAAAAAAAAGCCCAGGUUCUUACGUAGCGCCUACCAGGUGGCUCCUCUCCCUGAGUACCCUCAGAAAAGGAGCUUCAACACUGGAAUAAAUCUUUUAUCAUUUACUGAGCACAACUUGGAUGACCUGAGCAACAGGGAUGUAACCUGCUCCGACAUGCUGAAAGCUGAUCUUGGUCUGCUACCUAACGCCGCCAACAUGGACACAUUAACUCACCAACGGAGGCAGAUAACUCGCUCCUGUAGUCUCGGGGACACACUGACCAGGAGCGCCACUUUCCACGCUUUAACUGAGACCACAAACAACCAGGAAGAGGAGGGGUCGCCACGACAACGACGCAUAACUGUCUCAUCAUAUAUGCCUCAGUCUAAGGAUCAGAAUGGAAACUUCCCUGAGAAGGACAUGGACGGGAAAGUGGCCAAAUCUCUCCGAGAGCUGAGCACAGAUGAGGUCUGCCAGUGGUUUACCAGUAUCGGACUGCAGAAAUGUCUCCCUUUCAUCAGAGAUGCAAAACUGUGUGGAGCAGACAUAGCGGCGGUGGACGUAAACACUCUGGACAUCCUCCAUAUCACCACACUGGAAGAUAGGGAGCAGCUACUGUCAGCCAUUUAUAAUGAGCUGCACCCUCCCAGCACCAUCAGCCAAAGACUCGACUCACUGCUUGAAUCCCUAGGCCCUAAUAAUAUUGAGACAUUCACUGCAAAAUUAGUCUCAAUGAGCAAGUCCAAGUCCUCUCCGCAUGUGAGUUGUCUGAGCAUGAAUCGGCGUUCCCUCAAGCUCAGAAACAACAGCCAAAACUACAUGGUACAGAGGAACUCUCAACUGAUAGAGAUCACUAUUAAUGCGUCAGAGCGGAUAGUUCAUCUCAGAACCCCAAAGGAAACAACGGUGGGAAAAAUCUUGGAUUCUUGUAUCAAAAUGUUGGGAAUGACAGAAGAUAACAGUCUCUUCAUACUGAAAGAAAAGCAAGGUUCAACAGAGGAGCUCCCACCAGAUCAACAGAUUGGGACUCUUCUGACAUCGACAUCAGAGAACAGACAAUUGGAGCUGCACUUGUGCAAAACGGCGAAGUCCUCAGGUACUGCAUUACAAAAUAAUCCAGAAGUCAAGAGCCCUGAUGAGAACAGCAACAUCAACAAAAAUGUCCAGGUGAACCAGCCAGCUAAAGAAGAGAGGAUCAGGGAGCUAAACCAACAGGUGGACUCUCUACAAAAUGUCAUCCUUCAGGUCCAGGAGCUCCACCACGGCCUGGUAGCAUUUUGCUCAGAGUUAAAGAACAUGGAUGGAGAUGUGAAUGUAGACAGGCUUGGCUCUGCUGAGCUGAAGCAGAAGCUGGAGUUGGUUCAAAGCCAACUGAACGACAAGAGGCAGAGCCUGCAGGCCCUUAGAGACAACAUUAACAACUCCACUGCUCACAAGAAAAAGCAGUUGGACGUUCGUCUCUUGGAAAAGAUGAAGCUGAACUGCCAAGUUUUUAAGGAGGAAAUUUCCAUGGUACAUCUCAACCGACAGGUGGCUCACCUCCAAAACGCUUUGCAAGAAAGCUAUGUUAAGGAGAAAGCUCAGAAAAAGAGUUUGGCCAUCAGUAGCCUGAGCCAGCUGGUGUCACCGCAGUCUCCCGCCAUGCUGCUGGUUGUACAGGAGAACCACAACCCUGAUGGCCAUUAUGGCUUUACGUGUCACUACAGAGAAGGCGGCGGACUAGUGGUGGUCAAAGUGGACAACUCUCACCUCUGUGUGAAUGACAGACUGGUGGAGGUGAAUGGUGUACCAGUGGUCAACUCUACACAGAAAGAGCUGACUGACAUCCUGCUGCAGGGACCCAGCGCUCAAAUUGUUGUCCUUCGCCAGCCUGUGCCCAGCCUAACCUCCCAGCAGCACCCUCUGCUCCUGCAGCGCAUGGUCAACCCUGAUCCAAUCGGCGCAGAGAGGGAUGUGGUCACCAUGGAAACCCCUGCACGACGGAAAGUGAUGGCCAUCUGAUGAUAUGACGGAGAGAAGUAAAGAGACACUGAGAGAGGCAGUGGUGACGAGGAUGGUGCAAAAUGUUUAGCACUUUUUUAAAUUGAUAUCUGUCUGUAGAAUAACCCAUAAUGUGAAAUGUCAUGUCAGCUUUUGUUAGUUAGUUAUUUACCUCCAUAUGUGAACAUGUUUAUUGAUUGUUGCCAAAUGCCUUUUAGUUAGGAAUGUCACAUAGUAAUAUAGCAGUGUUUUUGUUUUUAUUUAACUUUUUUUUAUUCUAAAGCUUCACCAUAUGUACAUAACUUUGCUCUUGAUAGACAGUAAUGUAUAAUCCAUAUUGUUUCAAUGUAUGUGCCGAACAAUGCCUAUGAAAAACAUAUUUCCAGAAAAAACAUAGAACAGAAACAAAGACUACAUUCACUUCUUUUUUCCAUUUGGAUCUCUUCCUGUUUUACAUCAUAUUUGUGGCAUGAGGGAAAAUGAAAAGUAAAAAAAGAAACACCGGGGCAGAUAGAGCUGCUCCACUGGAUAUGUGAUAAGCCUUUUUUUAGCAUCCAGCAGAGUAAUUCCUGAGGGUAUAACAAUGUAAGCCUGAUUAGGACUCAGCAGAAUGCUUCACCUUUUUAAAAGUACAGAUAGAACUGGAUAGAGUCAGAAAAUAUGUGACAUGGUGUAAAGACACGUCCCAAAGCUUUGUAUCCUGUCUGCAAGCUUUCUCCUUUCAGAUUAGACACUAAGAUGAUCUGGAACAGUGUUCAGAGCAGAAGAUUUCUUAAAAAAUGAGUCAUGUCUCCCCUUUGUAUGUUGUAAUGUAAUCCACUGUGCUGUAGGAAUAAACCCUUGAGCCCGGAAA